GCCGAAGCAAUAUACUGUGUCAAAAAUUAUGAACCAAGUGAGUCAGCUGGGCGGUAAUACUGGUUCCUUUGAAAGUAACAGCAGCGCGUCUGCCUCGCGUAUGAGCGUCCCACAGAUUGUCCAGCUUGCAAGUGCAAUUACUUACUCCUUGAACCAGGACAGCCAGGCAAAGCGAGAAAGCGGCAACUCAAGCACAACAAACGAGACCUCAAAAGUCAAGGUCCAGAUACGAGAGAGAGUAGUCCUUCAGCUCCAGGAGGCUGUCUCACUGAUUCGAAACAAAAGCUCACCAACAGUAACCGACCUUGAUCUUGUCAGCAGUGCAUUACAAGAUGCCACGACUGAAACGAAGGAGCUCUCCGCGACCGCAGUUGUUUCAAGCACUGUCUCUCUCGAAGGCAUCGUAGAUGCACUUAAGUCCUCUUGCGCAACAACUGUGAGAGAUGCAGUUGCUAGAAAACUGGUCCAAGUUAUGAGUAACAUUCUUGAGUCUGCUGGCUUGAAAGAAAUGACAUCAAAAACUAUUGAACAAGAGCGAAGAACGUCAAAUGAUGUAAAGAAUAUGGCUAGAGAAUUGACUGGGAAAGUUUUCCAAGCCCUUCGCGAUGUUGGUAGUGUGUUACUAUCAAGAGCAUCUGUAGGAGAUGCGCCUUUACAGAUUUUCUCCGCGAACGUAAACCUAACGCUAGAAAGAAACGACGCAUCUUCAAUAGGCAAUAAAUCCGUUACAUGUACUAAGGGAAGCGUUAAACUACCACGAACAGAGAGUCUGAACAUAAAUACCAGACAAGAAAAUAAGACGAUUGAUAUACAAUUAGCAGAGCUGCGUAAUCCGUUCACAUGGUCUGUGACAUCCAAGAACAUGACAUCGUCGGUGAUCGAUCUGGUGCUAAUGAAAAAUGACGGAAGCUCGUACGACGUCCGCGACACAAAUGAAGACAUCGAACUGAACUUUUUUAUCACGAAAAAGCCGGAGGAUACAAGCAGAGCACUGCAGUGGUAUUGGGUAGUUCAGGGAAAUGAGUCAAGAAGGAUCCACCAAAUUGACUGGACAAGCCCAGCUACAGCCAUUAACAUGGAGGUAGCGGUGGAGAGCAGUUCCAUUGUACAAUGGAAAGUACUAUUUAACUUUGGAAAAGAGCCUUCCUCUAAAGAUUAUGUUCUGUCAUGGUCCUUGACUUCGAUGGCAAAUACUAGCGGACAGCUGCAUACGUUUCCACUAAGGCGAACUUUCCUGCCGUAUCAGGGUUUAUACUAUGUGUUGAUUACUCCAGAUCUAACCAAGCAGCAAACACUGUUAUGGCGAUCAGGAGAUUUGAACAUUUCCUAUGGACUAGGAUUCUAUGAGUCUGGAUGCUGGUACUGGGACGAGAAACAAGAUAAGUUUAGCUCGAAAGGGUGCAAGGUGGGGCCUAAGACAAGCAGAAGUAAUACCCAAUGUAUGUGUGAUCAUCUGACGUCUUUUGUCUCAAAGUUCGUCGUCGUUCCCAAUGCCAUCGACUUUGCCGCUGCUAUGACCGGUUUCCUUGAGCUGUCCGAGAAUCCAGUGGCAUUUUCUGCAGUUAUGACGAUCUUUGGUAUUUACCUCAUAUUAUUAGUUUGGGCGCGAAAAAGAGACCUCAUAGACGAUGACCAGGUCAAGGUCGUGUUUUUGCAAGAUAACAACCAUCAAGAUAAGUAUAUUUACCAGAUCACUGUUUACACUGGGAUGCGAAAACACGCAGGUACAACUGCCGACGUCUUCUGUGUGCUAGUGGGAGACGAGAACGAAACAAGACCACGCCUUCUAAAAGAUCCCGCAAAAAUACGAUUUAAAAGAGCUGGUGUCGACACAUUUAUCCUAGCGACGCCUGUUCACCUUGGAAAACUCACGAGUAUAAAGUUAUGGCACAAUAAUAUGGGGUCAGACCCAUCCUGGUAUGUGAACAAAGUUUCCGUACGGAACGUCCUGCGGGGACAGGUCUAUCACUUCCUGUGCAGUCGAUGGUUCGCAGUAGAACAUGAUGAUGGACAGAUCCAUAGGACAAUAUCUGUCGCCAGUAAGGGGGAUAUUGAGACCUUCAGUCAUUUAUUCUAUCACGCAUCCCACAAGAACAUUACUGAUGGACACCUAUGGUUUUCUGUCUUUACUCGACCGGCAAAAAGUCGUUUUACUAGAGUGCAAAGAUUGUCUUGUUGCUUGACGCUAUUGUACUGUGCAAUGUUGGCAAACGCGAUGUUCUACGGAUUAGGGAACGAGUCCAAUCCCGCUUUUACUGUAAGAGCUGGACCACUGAUAUUUACCCCUCAGCAGAUCUUCAUAGGUAUUGCUAGCAGUUUGGUAAUAUUUCCCGUGAACCUAUGCAUAGUUGGCAUAUUCCGUAGUGUGGCACCGAAGAAAAGGAAAGAGUCCAACGAAAAUACCCUAACCUCGCAAAAUGCACCAGAGAUAGCAGAAACAGAAGAUCUCUCUCACUUGAUUCAGUGGUACAAGUGCGCAGGACAGUUAGACGUCGAGUCUGGACACAUAAUAGCCUACGAUAACUUCGCAGUGGAAGAUAAAUGGCUCCCUGGUGAACAAGCUAUUGACUUAAAUUUUAAUGGUAUUACUAACUUGAGACGACCGUCACAGCACCAUAAGCCCCCCAAACAGCUUCCUCAUGGGUUUGUCUAUAUUGGCUGGUUUGUUGUUAUAUCUUUGUCUUUCACCUCUGCAUUUUUUGUCACGUUAUAUGGAUUUCAAUUCGGCAAAGAAAAGGCGGCCGAAUGGCUAACUUCAAUGUUUAUAUCAGUUGUACAAGACGUGUUGAUUAGCCAACCAAUUAAAGUCCUUGUUGUGGCAUUAAUCAUUGCUUUAUUUGUAAAAAAGAUUGAUGAGGAUCCGAGCAUCGAUCCUGAGCAACAUAAAAUGUAUCUAGCCGGGAGAACGGGCGGAAAAAUCAAAAUGACUUCACACGUUUCAUGGUUACCAUCAUGUAAACCGCCAGACACAAAAGAGCUCAAGAAAGCGCGAGAAAAAAGACUGAAUGAGAUCAAAAUGAACCUGUUAAUAAAGGAGUUAAUCAUAUAUGUUCUGUUUCUUGCUGCUUUGCUUCUGGUUGGAUUUGCUCAUCGAGAUCCACAGGCGUUCCAAGUCGCGAAAUUGAUGACAGAAACCUUCAUCGACGGAGCAUAUGCUGGCAAUGGGCUUGUACAGUCUCCCGGUGUCACCAACUACUGGAAAUGGAUUGAGAAUACGGUAGUCCCAAGUCUCUCAUCUGAUCAGCGCGCAUGGGCGCCAGGAUGUCAGCCGCUGACUGACUACGCGAUUGACUGUGAUUCACGGGUGGUUGGUACAGCCAGGCUGAGGCAGCUCCGAGUCCCUCCAGAUUCAUGUUCUGUUCCACAAAUCAUGAGGAAUGUCAGCAGUGGCUGUAAUACAUUUUAUUCUUUCUUCGGCGAAGACACCAGCCACUACACUGAAGGGUGGAAAGCUACAAACGUCACUCAAGUUACGGCACACUCGCCAUGGUUGUACCACUCAACGUUGGCCUUAGACGGCCUUCCGUACCUGGGGCUACUAGCUACUUAUAGUGGCGGCGGAUAUACAGUGGAACUCCACAACACGGACAACGGCAAACAGCAAUUACAGACGCUGAAGAAACUAUCUUGGAUUGAUCACCGAACGAGAGCGCUAUUUGUGGAGAUCAGUAUUUACAAUGCCCAAGUGAAUAUGUUCGGAAUCGCUACGUUCCUUGCGGAAUGGAUUCCAACAAACGGAGUUUUAUUUUUUAAUAAUAUAAAAGUGGCAAGAUUAUACGUAGCAGGAGGGGAUCUCCAAGCAGCAAACAUAGCGGCUAAAUUUUUUGUUGUGCUAUUCUUUUGUAUUUUCAUUUACGAUGAGGCAAAGCAGAUUCGCACAUUGAGGAAAAAGUACUUAAAGGACGUCUGGAAUUGGCUUGAGAUAACAUUGAUUAUCCUAAUUAUAGGCUGCUCUGUAACCCUUCUUAAGCGAUCCACACUGACAUAUUUAGCUAUAAAGAAAAUUCAGGAGGAACCAAAGAAAUUCGUGAGUCUGAUUCAAGCGGCGACUAUGGAUGAAUUGCUCACAUACUUCGAAGGACUCUUAGUGUUCGUUGCCAAUAUAAAACUGCUUAAACUUUGCCGCUUUAAUCACCGUAUCUUCAUGUUCACAAAAACUCUCUCAACAGCAGUAGAGCCGCUACUGUCAUUCCUCAUUGUGUUUCUUAUAUUUUACCUCGCUUACUCCAGCAUCUAUUACUUGGUGUUCGGAUCUGGUAUCUACGAAUACAGAUCCAUGGUUUCUACCAUAGAGACCCUGUUCAGUACCCUACUAGGAGGAUACGACUAUCACGCUAUCGCAAACCACGACCCUAUCUUAGGUCCUGCACUAUUUUUCUCAUUCCAAAUGAUAAUGGUAAUGAUACUUAUGAACGUUUUUCUUACAAUCCUUAUGGACGCAUUCGCGGAGGUUCAAGCCGAUACGUCGUUCCAGUCGAAUAAGCACGAGCUUGUGGACUACAUGACGGCACAUUUCAAACAGUUUUUAAAGCUUAGAAACAAAGUGCAAGACGUCGGCAACUCGAGACAGGACAUCAACAAUUGUUUGACGGACACUAUCGACAAAAAACUCUACAGAAAACUUAUCCCGAGUAUCGACUCCGUGCGCAAAGACGAGACCCUUGAUGGACCGAAUGAACAGGGAGAAGUGCCUAUUGACAGCGCGAGUGAAGCAGAUGAUACGGCUAGCUCAACAACUAGUUUAGAUCCUCUCGAGAUGGCUAUUUCACGAGCAGUUAAGAAAAAUCGGGAACGACAAAUAAUUGAUGACGACAAUUUCAAUUUUGAUAACUACAAAAUUAUAACAAGUGGUACAAAUUGCGUGGAAUAUACUGCAAUGCAAAACCAUGCGUUACAAUACACGCCUGAUAAGACACCUUAUGAAUUAUUAGAUGGCAUAAAAGGAAGCUUUGCAAGGGUGGGUUUGGAUGAGUUGCUGAUGGACGCGGUAUAUGAAAAACUGUUGCGUUAUUAUGUAAAAGAUGAAAGGGAGACAGUACUCGCAGAAAAGAUAAGGCGCCAAAAUGAGUUAUCAAGUUGGCAGCUAGGCGCAUCAAGAACAACCGAAAACCCUUCGAAAUUGAAAGUGUACUCCAGAUAUGGAUUAUGAACUAAAGAAACGUAACGAAUACUAAGCAUAAAUUGAAUAGCUUGUAUUGAAUAAAGCCUUCCUUAUCUACAAAUCCUCAAUGCUGUGAAAACAGGAAAACCAAAAAACAAUCCACAAUACAAUCAUAGAAUAAGAAUGAUGUAAAGACAACUGCAUAUAAGGAUAUAACAGAGAACUGCAAACGUUAUCCACGGAUUGGGGUUUAUUAUUGUGAGAUGAUUUUAAGAACUAAAGUUAUUAAAAUAAAUGGAAAUAGAUAUCAGAGGAAAAAAUAAAAAUGGACCCCCUUCUG
This is a messenger RNA of Nematostella vectensis (starlet sea anemone), 5441 nucleotides long. Its product is annotated as polycystic kidney disease protein 1-like 2. The transcript is spliced from 9 exons. Gene Ontology annotation, molecular function: protein binding; calcium channel activity; calcium ion binding. The coding region runs from base 29 to 5149 and encodes 1706 amino acids. Gene Ontology annotation, biological process: detection of mechanical stimulus. The record is from RefSeq and is a predicted model, not a curated record. Gene Ontology annotation, cellular component: membrane. NCBI's taxonomy places the organism in Eukaryota, Metazoa, Cnidaria, Anthozoa, Actiniaria, Edwardsiidae.